UUGACACGCGGACUCUCUCACCGGCUCCUCCUCACUGCAGAGCGGCCAGCACAAGCUCUGAGCCCCGCGUCUCGUGUCCUCACUCCGGCGGAUCUUCGCUCUCCGUGUGGCCGGCUCGUGUCGUCAUGCACCCGGCCGCGUGCAGCGCGAGCGCGGUGCUCGGGAUCUGGAUGUUGUGGAGCAGCGCAUCUGCAGGUCAGUCUGUGGUCCCCCAGGCGCAGAGCUCUGGCCGACCCUCCCCGCUGCCCCACAAGCUGCUCCCACUGCUGGGCCGAGGACUCAGCCUCAGUCCACACCUGGAGGCCCAUGGCGAGGGGGUCAGCUCUGGCCAGAACGUUGAGGAGACCCAGCCUGGUCCCUCUCCGACCCCCCAGCCUCUGACGCCUACGCUGGACACGCCGGCGCCCUCUGCAGCCGGGGCCCUCUGCUCGGGGAACUUCACUGACCCGGAGGGUUUCAUCGACUCGUCCGAAGAUGCCCCGGCGCCGGACGGCUCGUCCUUCCACUGCACCUACACCAUCACCGUCUACACUGGCUACGGAGUGGAGAUGCAGGUGAAGAGCGUGAACCUGUCGGAGGGCGAGCAGCUGUCCAUCAGGGGCGUGGACGAGCGUGGACUACAGCUGCUGCUGGCCAAUCACACGCUGCUGGUGGAGGGUCAGGUGAUCCGCAGUCCCACCAACUUGCUGUCCGUCUUCUACCGCAGCGCCGCAGACGGCAGCGUGGGCUCGUUCCUGCUCCACUACCAGAUCUUCAGGCUCAGCUGCUCGCUGCCCAAGAGGCCUCACUUUGGGGAGGUUCUGGUCCAGGACCUGCUGCCUGGAGGUGUGGCCCGCUUCCAUUGUCACAUGGGGUACCACCUGCAGGGGGCUCCACAGCUCACCUGCCUCAACGCUUCGCUGCCCGUGUGGAGUGGCAAAGAGCCAAGCUGCAGGGCUCUGUGUGGUGGGACGGUGAAGAACGCGUCGGUGGGUCGAGUCCUAUCUCCGUCUCCACACCGCGGGCCCAAUGCCACCCAGGAUCGGUCCUGUUCCUGGUCUGUGGAGGCGCCCAGAGACCAGAGGCUGCACCUGCACCUGGAGAGACUGGCCCUCGGACCCACCGACAGGCUGGUGUUGUGGAGUGGACUGGACGCCGGGUCCGUGGUUCUGUUCGACUCAGGCAGGGGCAGCCAGAUCCCCUUUGAGGGCGUGAUCAGCGAAGGACCAGCUGUGAGGAUUCAGUUCAUCACGGAGCAGCCCGACCACAACACUGGCUUCAACAUCCGCUACGAAGCGUUCGAGCGCGGCCACUGCUAUGAACCGUACCUGCAGAACGGCAACUUCUCCACCUCUGACGCCAUGUAUGGUGUCGGCGCCGUGGUCCAGUUCACCUGUGACCAGGGCCACUCUCUGGAGCAGGGCCCACCUGUCAUCGAGUGCAUCAGCGCCAGAGACCCAUACUGGAACGACACCGAGCCCAUCUGUAAAGCUCAGUGCGGCGGGGACCUGACUGGACCCGGCGGCGUGAUUCUGUCUCCAAACUGGCCCGAGUGGUACGGCGAGGGCGAGGACUGCAGCUGGAGGAUUCAUGUGGCCGAGGACAAGCGUGUGCUGCUGGACGUGCAGCUGCUGAACAUCAGCGACAGCGACAUGCUCACCAUCACUGACGGAGACGAGGUCACCACUCGCAUCUUGGGACGCUACGUGGGAGGAAGCGGCCCCUUCAAGCUGUCGUCCACGACCCCCGACCUCACCGUGACCUUCCACUCCGACCCCGCCGGGCUGGUCUUUGGGAAGGGCGAGGGGUUCAUCAUCAACUACAUGGAAGUGUCCCGGAACGACUCGUGCCCGGAUCUGCCCGAGAUCCAGAACGGCUGGAAGACCAUGUCCCACGUGGCGCUGGUGCGUGGGGCCCGCAUCACGUACCAGUGCGACCCAGGGUACGACCUGGUGGGCCGCGAGACACUGGCCUGCCAGCUGGACCUGUCGUGGAGCUCGCAGCCGCCCUUCUGUGAGAAAAUCAUGUACUGCUCAGACCCGGGUCACGUGGACCACGCCUCCCGGACUCUCUCCGACCCCAAACUGCUGGUGGGAACGGUCAUUCAGUACAGCUGCAACCCCGGCUUCCUCCUGCAGGGCGGCGCCACCAUCACCUGCUAUGGCCGAGAGCCGGGGACGCCGGUGUGGACAUCCAGACUCCCCCACUGUGUCUCUGAGGACUCAGUCUCCUGUGAGAACCCGGGUCUGCCCGACAAUGGGUACCAGGUCCUGUCCAAGAGGCUGUACCUGCCUGGCGAGUCGCUCAGCUUCGUCUGUUACCAAGGUUACGAGCUGAUCGGCGAGGUGGCCAUCAAGUGCAUCCUGGGAAGCCCAUCGUUCUGGAGUGGGCCGCUUCCUCUGUGCCGCGCUGCGCACUGUUUUGGGAACCGAGCUCUGGAAGUUGCAGAGGCGACGACAGGCUCUCGGCUGGAGGGCGGGAACGUGGCGCUGGCGGUCUUCAUCCUGGUGCUGCUGCUGUCCGGGCUGCUGGGCGCCGUCUACGUCUACGUGACUCGCUGCCGGUACCACUCCAACCUGAGGCUGCCGCUCAUGUACCCGCACCCGUACCGACAGAUCACCGUGGAGACUGAGUUCGACAACCCGCUCUACGAAACAGGAGGGGACUCUCGUGAAUAUGAAGUGUCGAUAUGAGGACGCCGAAGCACCUUGAGCCUGCACCUGUCUGUCCGUCUGUGUCCAGCAGGGGGCACUGUAAAUACACCUCCAUGAUGUCCCGCCUCCUCCGUGACCUCCAGCCUCCCCCGGGUGCAGGAACAGUGUGGUGGACAGGAGAGCACAUGUUUGGUCAAAUCAGUUCCGUAGCUAUAAAUCUUCCCGUCGGACGAGAGCCAAGGCUCCAGGGGGCGCCGCUGUGCCGAACGACACGUGUGGAGGACUAUUAUUUUUUAUUACACAAACAUGAGCAACUUGUGCGGAGACUCGUGAUACAGGUCCGGGUCAAGUUCCCCGACGGGACCAUUCCCAGGCAGUGUGUGUGUGUUCACAGGUGUGUGCUUUUGUUGCAUGGCACGUAUCGGCAAGUGUGUGUCACUUCAACGAUAUUCUAGCCAGUCUGGUGGCUGGGCGGGGGGUCAUGUGACUGUGACGUCGGUCAACUGAACUCGGACCUGCGGGCGAGUGUACAUAGCCAGUGGAGCUAACAGAUUUAUUUUGAUGUUUUAAAUGUACAUUUUCACAAUAUGACCAAUUUCCCAAAAUAAACCUGAA
Messenger RNA from Synchiropus splendidus (mandarinfish), 3248 nucleotides. Its product is annotated as seizure 6-like protein. The coding region runs from base 126 to 2672 and encodes 848 amino acids. Lineage: Eukaryota; Metazoa; Chordata; Actinopteri; Syngnathiformes; Callionymidae. Gene Ontology annotation, biological process: synapse maturation. The transcript has 17 exons. Gene Ontology annotation, cellular component: endoplasmic reticulum; neuronal cell body. The record is from RefSeq and is a predicted model, not a curated record.